GACGGCCCAUGCUGUGGUGCGACUUGCCGCCCGCAGCUGCAAGAGAACGAUGACCUUCGUGGUGAAGGCCAGGGACUUGCAGGGAGCGCCGCUUUGCCUCUCCGCCACGGCCACGGCCACCGUCCGCCUCAACGACAUCAACGACAACUGGCCCGUCUUCGAUGCCACCAUGGUUGUAGGGAAGGUGAUGGAGAACAAGCGAGACGUGACGGUGGCCGGGCUCUCCGUGAAGGACCGGGACCAGUCGGGUUCGCCCAACUGGCGCGCCGUCUACCGCAUCGUGGCCGGCGACGAGCAGGCCCAGUUCACCGUGCGCUCUGUGCCGGAAACCAACGGCGGAGCCGUCACGGUGGUCAAGCCGCUGGACUUCGAGAUAAAGGAACGCUACACGCUGGUCAUCGCCGUGGCCAACGAGGUGCCGUUCGUGGGGCCCUCCUCGGAGACGGAGCGCACGGCCACCGUGGAGAUCAGCGUGACCAACGAGGACGAGCCUCCGGCCUUCACCCCCAACCCCAAGGAAAUCUACAUCGAGGAGCAGAACCCGCCGGGAAAGCAGCUGGACAAGCUUGUGGCGCGCGACCCGGACUUGGCCCAGCAGGGGCUGCCCCUCAGGUACCAGAUCGCGAGCGACCCGGCGCACUGGGUGAGCGUGGAGCCAGCGACGGGCGUCCUCACCGCCACGGCGAGCAUGGACCGCGAGUCGCCCUUCGUCAAGAACGGCACCUACACCGUGACCGUGCUCGCCAUCCAGGACGGCAGCCCGCCCAGUACGGGCACGUCCACCGUGAACAUCUACCUGAAGGACCUGAACGACAACGCGCCGGUGGUGUCGGUGCCGGGCAGCGCCCAUGCGUGCCUCCCCGAGGACGCGUCCUCGCCCACCGCGCCGGUGGUGCUCAGGGCCACCGACGCCGACGCCGUCCCCAACGGCGCUCCCUUCACCUUCGAGCUGCUCAACGACCCCGCGGGCACCGUGGACCGCUGGGACCUGCGGAAGAACGGAACCGACUCAGCGGUGCUCGCCCUCAAGACGGCCAUGCUGUCGCCUGGCUACUACAACUUGUCGGUGCUGGUGCGCGACCAGCAAGGCCUGGGCGAGCCGCGGCGCGUGCCGAUCCGCGUGUGCCGCUGCGGGGGCCUCCUGCAGGGCUCGGCUUGCUCCGGCGACUCGGUCGGCGGCAUCGGCCUGGGCUGGGAUGCCCUCGCCGCCAUCCUCUUCUCCGUGUUCGCGAUGCUGCUGUUCGGGCUGCUGUGCUGCCUCUUCUGCCGCUCCCAGAAGCCCCGGCUGCUACACCUGGAUGACUUCGGCGGCAUGAACGCCGGCCUCAGCUCCCUGGUCAAAUACAACGAGGAGGGCGGCAAGGAGCACGACAAGGUGGUGCCGAUGUUCACGGAGGCCGACGUGGAGGCGACGACUCCCGGGGUCCACAAGGGCCGCCUAGAGUUAAUGGACGACGGCUCGGUCAACGGGGACAGCGGUCACACCAACUCGGGCCGGUGGAGUAACAACGGCUGGGCUGAGACGACCGAGACGAUUACCACGACGAAGGUUAAACAACACGCGAGGAUGUAAAUAACUGAAAACGAAUGGAGGAAGGAACGAGCGAGGAGAGAGGAGAGCGGGGGGUGGUGGGUGGGCUGGGGGU
Lethenteron reissneri (Far Eastern brook lamprey) is the source of this 1646-nucleotide messenger RNA. Its product is annotated as cadherin-2-like. Gene Ontology annotation, biological process: cell-cell junction assembly; multicellular organism development; calcium-dependent cell-cell adhesion. Lineage: Eukaryota; Metazoa; Chordata; Hyperoartia; Petromyzontiformes; Petromyzontidae. Gene Ontology annotation, cellular component: cytoplasm; catenin complex; lamellipodium. Gene Ontology annotation, molecular function: calcium ion binding; cadherin binding; beta-catenin binding. The record is from RefSeq and is a predicted model, not a curated record.